UUCAGGAAGUAUCCGUUCUUCUUCCCCGUACUGGGUUGUACGGUUUCGCUGAAUCAUUCUUUUAAUAAUUAGUAUUCUUCACCAUUUUUCAAGGAGAUCAAUGUCCUGGAGGUGUAGAUCACUCUCAUCUCCUCCAGUGGUUGAUCACCCGUCUAUGGCAGCUUUCUAUCUGGGGUAAUUAUCGAACUCGCUGGUCGAGUCUAUUCAAUUUAAUUUACGUCUCUUGACAUCAUAUCCUGUGAUUGCUCGCAUAUUCUCAGUUACAUAAUUUCUUUUCUACACAUCGUACUCUGAUUGUGUCGGAGUCAUCAAAAUUACUUCUUUGAUCGAGAAUGCCCUCGGGUCGCUUACCAUCUCCAACAGCGUCGGAUGUCUUGCUUUAUCGAUACCAGCAUGGAGUGAACCAAGGGACAGCAUUCAUACGGGGUCCGUGGCGAGAUGGCGACUAUUCCAACACCGAUCCAGGAGGAUCAAAAGAGUUAGCAGAGAUUCGAAAGUCUCUCCAAACGGUUGGCUUCCAUGAAACAAGCAAAAAAUGGGAAACACGGUGGGCGCGGGCAGUGUUGGAAUCGGACCUCUCUUGGCUGAGAACAACGGCACGAUGCAAUUCGAUCCGUCUCCCAAUUGGCUUUUACACGCUUGGCCCGGCAUUUUGUCUGGAUACAGAUUUCGAAGGAGAACCGGCACAUGUGUACGACCAUACCUGGGGUAUCGUGAAGCGAUAUGUGGACAAUUGCUACAAUCACGGCAUAGGCGUCUUGAUUGAUUUUCACAUUGCGCCCAUCUGCAAACGCACCAGGGAAUUGGCGAGGGAUUGCAUCGCGUUCAUCAUGCAAGAAGUCACCUUCCAUGCGAUUUUAGGGGUAACAGGCAUCCAAAUAUCGAACCUGAAGGAUUGGCACAUUCAAGACUUGACGGACUGGUAUAAUGAAGUGCUGGAGGUCACCAGUGCUAUCAACCCAUCGUUGCCUAUUUACAUCAGCGACGGCGGUAACCUCGCUGCGGCUGCGGACUAUGCAGCAUCAAAGAAUCGGCUUCCGGCGCCUGCAGGGAGGAAUCCCGUGGUGAUCGAGACGCAUCGGUACUAUCAUGAUCAACCGACAGAGCCACAGUCUGUUAUCCAACAGGUCUCAAAUGUUCUACGGGACAUUGCAGUCCACAAUGACAAGACCUACUCUCACGAUGGUCCGGUCGAUGUCUUCGUCGGUGAAUACACCUGCACCUUGAACCCCGAAACGCUACGUUGCGUGGACCCAUCCUCUCAACCCGCACUCAUCAAGCAAUUCGGUCAAGAGCAAUGCAAAGUCUGGGCCGCCCAUGCCAGCGGAUCCGCCUUCUGGGCUCUCAACACACACGACAGUGACGAUAGCACGAAUUUCAAACAGCAAGUCGCCUCAGGCGCGAUCUCCCCUCCACAGUGGCUCAAACUAUCCCAAACCCAAGUCCACGAGAAACUAGAGAACGCCAAAACGCAGCGCGCACACCUGCGUGACACUGCAAUCAUACAAAACGAGAAGUCAUGGGGCACCUACGACCAGCGUCACCAAUACGAUCUGGGCUGGAACCUAGGCUUCAGCGACGCGACGAGCUUCUUUUCCGCCAGAACGCAGCACAUCCUCCCUGGCGACGGCGAGGGAGAAGGAAGCGACAAGAUCGGGAUGCUAACGCUGUGGAUUCGAAAACGUCUCCUGGAUACGGGAUACCUUGUCGAGGACCUGUAUCCCGAAUGGGAACAGGGGUUUCGUCGCGGGGUGGGAGACUUUAACCAUGUAGUUGGGUGAAAUGUUUCAUCUAUUGCUUUUGCAAAAACGUCGUUAGGACUGUACCUAUUGUAAUCUAUACCAUGUUGUCAUGUUGGGAUGGCAUACGGACCAUAAAUAGGCGGUUUACAAUCCGCACAAAAAUAACCUCCAGAGCCUUAGGAUGGAGAUAGUCAU
Messenger RNA from Aspergillus campestris IBT 28561, 1937 nucleotides. RefSeq names its product glycoside hydrolase. NCBI's taxonomy places the organism in Eukaryota, Fungi, Ascomycota, Eurotiomycetes, Eurotiales, Aspergillaceae. The record is from RefSeq and is a predicted model, not a curated record. Gene Ontology annotation, biological process: glucan catabolic process. The transcript is spliced from 2 exons. Gene Ontology annotation, molecular function: glucan endo-1,6-beta-glucosidase activity. Gene Ontology annotation, cellular component: cell surface; extracellular region. Bases 333 to 1781 code for a protein of 482 amino acids.